ACUAAGCCGAAAUGGUGAAGAAGGAAAUGGAUAUACAGCGGGAGACAGAGGUAACGUGCAUCAAAACUUCAUUUACAUCAAAAAGUUGAUCUCGCAUUUCAAUCUUACCACGAGCCCACAUGAUAAACACACUUUCGUGACAAAUUCGAGCUUUAUUUGAUCGAGACGAAAUUGCAAAUGUCAUUAGUAUUGCAAAUUCAAAUUAGCCUGCCGACGUCAGCAAGUUAAGCUCUUUGGAUUAAUACAUUACGCCGAAGUACACUCGUCAAAACGUAACCUUACGAAGGCUGAAAUGAUGCUGUUUUCGGGUAACCUAGAUAUAUCGCCCAAUUCAGUGAAAGUAUUUUGUACCGAAGCAAAAGAUUUGUCGUCGGAUUUGAAACACAUGCGGAUGUUGGCAAUCUGUUGUGCUAAAUCCCAAGCGGCGUGUUCUGUCACGCGUUUUCUUCGACAAGACAUAGAAAAUACAUUUCACCUGUAUUUUCUGUGUCUUGUAGUUGUUGUAACUGCCCAGUUGCUCUACACAAAAUCGUUUUUGUUGCGUCUUUCCUUUACAAAAUUACAAUCGUUGACCUUGGCGUGACCGCACACAUAACGGGAUUGCGUGAGAAUCGAAAGGAAAACACUGAUGUAUUAGCUUUUAGACAUUAUUCUUCAACUAUCCUAUGGCAAGGAGACCCUUUUAUUUUCCAAAUACUCCAGGUUGGAAAUAUCUCGGCCUGAGGUGUGAAGUCAUCAAAUUCUAUUUAUUGGCUAAAGGCGUUAAUCUAAUUUCAAAGCUUACUUCGGGUUAAUCAUAUUAAUGCACUUCGAACAGAUCUUUCGAAGCAUCGAUCUUCAUCCAAAAACUUUGAUAAAGACGACCGAUAAGGGCACUUGCGAUCUAAAGCGCGAGAAUAUUCUUUUCGCAGGUCAUCAAGAAAUGUAAUUGAUGGUGGCGCAGAUAUUGAAAUGACUUUGUAAGAGGGCGAUUAAACAUAAAUUUUUCUGCUUAGACUGCUGAUGUGAAGCAGUAAGCUGAAGCGAAACAUUUCAUAACGAUUAUUUCAUCGCUGCUUUCUACACCGCGAGAAUGAAAAUAAUCACGAAAAUUGUAUCAUGAUCAGCUCUUAGAUAACCAUCAGUUCCACUAUUCGGGGAUUCCCCGUCUAGGACUCUGAAGAUAUUUGCGUUUACAUUAAUCGAUGGCUAGCAUCUUGCGACUAGAGAAAUAGUUCUAAUAAUAAUAAAGGCUGAGACAAUUUUAUUUGUUUCUUUAUAAAAUAGAACUAAGCGAAAUUUGAACCGUUUAUGGCCAAAGCAAUAAACAUUUUUCGAUAAAACUCAAUUCGGAUGAUCAUUCCAACCGUUCGAUUUAAUGAAUAUACAAAAAAAUUUGCAUUUGCCGAUUUGGCGAAAGCUAACUUAUUGAAAAGAGAAGUUACUCCUUCUUAUCACAGAAGAAGUCUUGUUAGAAUUGCUGCCGAAGAAAUGAAAAUUAGCUUAUAUCAUCAGCAACCGUAUGGUCGAAAACUAAGUCGCUGCCUUGUUUACAGUUGGUUACUUGAACAAACAGGUACUUCAAAAAAAAAAAAAGGGAAAAACCCCUUCUACUGAACAGCUGGUACGAUAAGUUAUUCAAUAUUGAGGUGGGAUGAUAUUUGCAUAUUAUAACAAUACUCUAAAAGCGAACAUAAAAAGACAUCGCACGUGGGUUUUAGACAUAAAAAAAUGCUUUGUAUGCAAUAAGAUCUCUUAAAUGUAUUUUUGACAGACAGCCAGUCUGGACAGCAUUUCAAAGUACCGCGAGCGUUGUUGACAGUCGGAGACACCCCCCGCAAAGGGAAAAACCCCUUUUCAAAAGGGACUUCCCCAAAGACAGUGGAAGGAGCAUAUAAAAUUUGAGAACUCUAAAACGUCGGUAGAGUAUCCUCGGCGAAACGACUGACGAAAGACCCUUUACGCUUCAACUUAAAAGCGAAACCGAAUUUUAAAUCCGCUGAAAUUUUUAGCUUUAAAACUUGAUGUGAGCUAGUACUGGAAGAAAAAGCUAUUGCCAUUCAUCUUGAUCGGGAGUAAAAAAAUUGGCCUUCGAGUUUAAAGUCGUUUCCUCUGAAGCGAAGGAGAGAGGGAGAGAAGGAGAAAAAAAAUAUGCACGAUUACAGCAAACUGUCGGGAACGAGAAGAAUGCGUUUCCGAGAAUGGUUGAUCAGCAAACUCGAUAGUGGAGAAAUUACCGGAGUGCAGUGGCUGGAUAAACAGAGAGGAGUCUUCAAAAUUCCUUGGAAACACGGUUCUGGUCGAAACUGGUGUCCAACAGACGCUGAUAUCUUCAAAGAAUGGGCGAAACAUUCUGGGAAGUUUGUGGAAGGCAGAGAUGUAGAGGAUCCUUGUAAAUGGAAGACAAACUUUAGAUGCACUUUAAAUGCUCUUCCCGAUUUCAAAGAAAUUCGACAGCAAAGUAGUCCGCGUGGCCCUGAUGCCUACAAGAUUUACAGGUUGAACAAGAAACAAACAGAUCUUGUGAAGAGGGAAGAAAAAAGUAAGUUAUACGGGAAAGCGUAUCUCACACAGGUUGUUAUCCGAAUAAAUUACAUCCACGCUUUCCGGCUCAUUUAGUAACAUAAGACUCGUGUGGGAGAGAGAGUCCAUAUUUGCCUCUAGAAUGUUUUGGUUCGCCAAAACUACUUUGAGUUAACGAAAUCCAGAGGACAUUACGCGCACAACUAAGAGGUUGACCUUGUCGGCAAGAUAAGGGAAUGCUACAUAAAAUUUAGCCAAACCCGCAUUUACCGAAUCGGUGAAGAAAACACGCUCUAUGAAUAGCUUUUCAGUCACUGUGCCAGAAAGUGAAAUAAGAGUACCUUGAUAUGAAGCAAAUAGUAUACUGAUUAUUGAUAAAAAAAUAAAAAAAAAACCAGAUUUUUAAGAAACGCCAUAAGAGUUAUUGGAAUUAGAUUUCUUUGUUUCGGAUAUAAAAUAUCAUAUGUCCAUUCCUCUUAUCUAAUAUCAAGAAGGAUUCUCAUUAAGUCUACCACACCUAAUCCAAUAUUAAUUCUAGCUUCAGACGCAGGAAAUUCUUCUAUCAAGGAAAAAUAUGCUAAGUUGGCACAAGUGUUGUUUUGACGAGAAAUGCUUACAUAAGCUCAAGCCUACUUUUCAUGUCACAUGAUGCGUGGAUGCCACGCUCGACCGCCCACAUACUGUUCACUAUUUAUAGCUUUCCGCGUGAUCGACCUCAUAUAUGUGAUUGAUGAUUCCAAGAAAGGUCGUUGAAAGCUGAACGCGUCAAAACAAACCCUCUGAUCUAAUUUACAUUUUUCUAGUGUUUACCUUUGCCCUCAAAACCGAAAGGUUUCCACAUUUAUAGAUCAAGAUGCAACACAAAGCGGUUUCUUUUGGAAAAACAUCCGAUACGAAACUACAUAAGAGAGCGCCAACAACUGAUUUCAGACGCUUACGAUAUCAGUUUAAGACAUCCUGGAAACCCUUAUGUGAAUUAUGCUCCAAAUUGAAGAAAGCAAUUAAAACUCAUUUCCUUUGAAAAAUAUUCGACGAAAGAAGCUAAAUUCAAAAAACGUUACAUAAUCAUUUCUAUUUUGGCGCUAUUACCUCAAAACCACUUGAAUACACCGGAAUGAGCCUUUGUUUAGAGAAAAAUUACGUAUAAUAAAGCAAAGAAACAAACGAAGCGAAAGUGAUCUGGAAAUUGGAUUCUAAGAGUUUUAAUGGCGAUCAUAACUGCCCAGACAUUUUGCGGAGACAAAUAAAUAAAAAAUUAUCGUAAUAAUUCUGUGAUCAACUGGAAUGGAUAAUUUUCGAGCUAUUUUUAAUUUCCUACGCAACAGAUAUUUCAGCUAACCUACUGAAAGUAAGCGUUAAUUUUUUAGUCUAACUUGAGCGCUCAUGUUUGUCUUACAAGACAGACUCUUGGAAACAUGUGGUUUGACUGUUACCUCAUGUUAGCCUGAUUAUUCGGAUGUCUUUAAUUCUGAGCACAAAUUGCAAGUGCAAUACUUCAACCUUAUACUAGUUUGCGUACUCUCCAUUUGUAAACAACUCACAAUAACAUUUCUGAUGCUUGAAAGAUUUCGCGACAAUUUAAAAUGCGGGCCUUUAGCGCAUGUGACUUGUUCUCGGAAGAGACUUGAACUGUGACUAGGAAACUGUAGGUAGACUGCCUGCGUGCCAAAUAGUCAAUCAGGAACCUUAAGCAAACUACGACGAAGACAGCAACGAGGACGUGGCAAUAUAGCUCAUCACGUGCAUUUCCAAACUUUGUACAUUUCGCAGCCGUCCUCUGCACUUUGUUCAUUUUGUAGCCGUUCUCUGCAAAACAGCAACAUGAAAUCACUAAAAUUUGCGUGGUCUGAGAACAGAAGCUUUUCACAUGCGUUACUCUGAAGUAAAGGUGUAUCCCCGCAAGAGACGGUAAAAACCUCCAGCCAUUUGCGAAAUUCUAACUAAAAACAAAAAGUAGUUUUUCAAUCGACGUCUCUCUCGGCGAUGCUGUCGUGAUUGCUUAAGGUCCUUACUUAGUUAUUUUCCGAAGACGCCCAUCGAACGACAAUGUGUAGGCCUGUCGACUAAAACUGAUCCACAUUUAGAAUGUACUGACAUAAUUUCUGACAAUGUAUAUUUGCAGAGACUGAGGCACUUGGGUCAUUUGAAAGAGUAAUAGUUGAGGUAUGUAACAUCUAUGAAGGGGGUAAGUUUUUGAAGAAACCGUGUUGCUGCGUCGGUGGGAGAGUGUAUCAGGGUAAUUCAGCAUUAUCAACUGAUAACGUAUAAGAGCAACCGUUAAAUAAUGGUUUUCUUGACGCGCACUUGAGGGUAAACUGAGCAGUUGACUAUCAAAGCGGAAGUCUAUCAUCACAUGGUUAUUAUCUGUGCCAUGUAAAAGCAUGUCUUCAGAUUUCAAAGAAUAGCCAAACCUUCCAUAAUAUUUCUGAGAAUGCACUGAAAUUUACGCUAUGGACGUCAUCAUGUUCAAAAAGAAUCGGUAACCUGGCCUCACGCGCCAAAGUAAAAUGCGCGAUCCACAAUACAGCCGCUUCUCCGUUAUCGCCAAGAAUAGUUCAUUGUGUCAUGACUGCUCUUUUGUAUACUCGCUUUUGUAUAGCGCGUGACCGAUCUCAAACCAUUGCCAUGAGAAGUUAAAAACGAACGAGGGGAGUAGGGGGUGAGUCUUUGUUACGGCAUAAGAAUGAAGCUCGUCUACUAUGCAAGAUUUAAAAUGGCGGCGUCUGUGAUUUUAAGACAAUUUUUAUUAGUUAUGGUUUCAGGCUGAGAGAUCGAACCGCUGUAUACUCGCUGAUUCUUGUAAGAGGUCCACCCGGUAUUUAGGUCUUGUAACCCCGUCUCCUCAAAUAAGUGCAUGGAUCUGAUAAUUAAUCUCACAUAGUUUUUUUUAUCGAGGUUACGCUUUUAUUUCGCCAGAUGGUGGAUGACAUGUUGAAUUCCCCCGGCGAUGCUAAAUCUGAGGAGGAACCUGUGGUGGCUCCUCGUGCAAACCCAAAAUACCCAGCGUUCGAGAGUCUUGUUGCGAGCAAGUCUAAUCAAGGUACGUUAUCACUCUUAAUUAAAAGCGAACUUCGAUUAAUUUAAAAGGGAAGGCUGCGAUACCUUCGAGCGUCCCGCAAACAGAAUAGGGACCUUAAGCAAACCACGACGGCGGCGGCAACGAGGACAUGGAAAAACAAAAGAUCUAAUUGUACAUUUCUUAGCCGUCCUAUGCAAAACAACAACGUGAAAUCACCACAAUUUGCGUCGUCUGCGAACCGAAACCGCGACGGCAAAUUAGUUUAGUUUGCAAUUGGAAAUCAACGCUUCUUUUAUACGUUAUGCUGAAGUUGAGGUGUGGCGCCGUAUGAGACGGUAAACACGUGCAGCCAUUUUUGAAAUUCUAAUUAAAGGUAGAAAUUUAUUUUUUAAUCGAAGUCUUCCUUGGCGUUGCCGUCCUGACUGCUUAACGUCCCUAAUAUGCCUAUCAGGGCAGUGAGAAGGAAAACUAAUUCUUAAAAUUGUUUUCAGCUUCGUGUAGCCUUGCCUUUCCUCCCUGUAAAUUAAAGCUGUUGGGUAUUUCAGAGUAUUGGGACCUUAGGAAUAGACGAUGAAUCACAUAUCAGUUCUCACUCACCCUUUAGUGACCAGAACCUGGCGUAAUAGGCUUCCCACCCCAUGAAAUUGUUAGACACCGUCAGAUUGAAGUUUAAUGCGGAACGCAAACCACAUUUCCAAGUUUGUCGUUUACUGUUCUCUGUUUGCUGUUCUCGGUAUACCUCCUGAGAGUCAUGUUGAUUUUGAGCAUGUAUUUUGAAGCUGCCUUGUUGGAUUUUAAGGUUAAGCAGCAGUUAUUGUUCAAACCUCGUAAAAAACAAAACUGUUGGCUUUUUUAUAUCAAAAUUCAAUUGAAAUAAGAGACAAAGAUCGUUUUUGUAUAUCAGUGACAGGUAUAAGUGGGAUAACAAAACAUUCCAGCAUAUAAAAGCUGAGGUAAAUGACUUACGCGAAAACAUAACUCUUGCCGUCGAAAGCGUGAGGGAAUUCUCGCCAACGUAAGGCUGAAGUCUGCUCCGCAGUAAAAGUCGAUCUUAAGAUGUCUACCGAAUCAUUAGGAACCAUUGAAUGCCUUCAAGUUAAACUGGCUUCUCAAUUUCCACCAAAAUCUAAUACGCUGAUUUUUGUUCAACAGAUGUGACUCGAUUUCCAUAUACGUGGUAUUUGGCGGCUUGGAACGCCCUCAACGUCGAUAUGCACGACGAAAAACAAAGCGCAACUUCUGAAGACGAAUUUGUUGACGUUGAAAAUGAUUCGGUCGAAAACGGAGAAAUCAGCAGCUAAGGAGUCCAACCUUCUCUCCUAGAAAGAUGUCUGAAAUCAUCCGUGUAAUCAGUGUCAUAAGUUUUGAAAGCAAGUCAAAAACACGUUGAAGGACUCGGUAACCAAAAGAAAACUUCUCAUUGCCCCCUCAGUGGAGACUGGGAGGGAGAAAGUCAAAUACCGGGUGGUUUCAUGUGUAGGUAAGGUACAAGAACAAAAGUUAUGUACAUAGAGUUAUGUUAAUAGCUUGAGUGUAAAUAAUGUUAUGGGUUGCGUGCACUUGUGAAAUACUGGUAGGUUAAGAUUAUACUGAAUGUAGUUUGAAGUGGUACAGAAAAAGUUCGAAGUAGCGCUACUAAACGUAUAGUUCAUAAAAUGACAACUGGCCCUUUGAAUCGGGGGAGGGCCAAAGUUUACCACUGAAAUUUAUGACUGAUCUUGCCACGUAAAAAUUACAAACUUAUUUCACAAAGAGCUUCUUGGAAAUUCCAAUCUUCCAAGAUGACUACCACCAGAGGAGAACUCCUAUUACCCCCCGAGUAAUAGGAACUGUGUCUAUAAUAAAGCAUCCCAAAGAACUGCCAGCUAAUGCACCUUCUAGGUCGAAAGGGAACUUUGAAAUUAGUUUAAUGAACAAAACCACUAAACUAACCCACUGAUGCAGAAGUCCGUUGUAACCAGUUCACUUCAUAACGCUCGCUUGGCAAGAUUUUAAGUUGAACUGUAAUUCCGCUUCAAAGAUUCAUAUGCAGACUACAUCAGGAUAAUUUUUAGUGUUCCAGUCACUAGUAACACUUUCCCAUUUUCAUAGGCAAAAAUCUUAUUAAGUCUACCUAUUUCUAACAACUUAGGUUUUAGAAUAUUUGUAAUAAUAAGGGUUUAUGAUAGGUCUUCGUCACGGAGUUGGCUACUUCUUUUUCGUGCCGUAAGAACAAUAACAAAAAAAAUUGAAGUUGAUAAGAACUGUAAAAUUUAUCUCGUGUUUUAAGUGAAUAAAGGCUUGACUCGAAAAAGUGGCGAUUGUGCUUUGCAUGACUGUUUGUCUGUUUUUGUGGUUUUUCGUUUAGAAGAGGAAAGAUGAGUCGUUUACUGCUGCAGUGGUAAAUCCAAAUACAACGCCAUGUUAUUGGGAUCAGAAUUUCUUUCUUCCAAAUGUAUGCUCCCAAGAACCAACCUGCUCGUGGCCGUUACGAAAACUCCAUAAUCCACUCUGUGAAACUCUUAAAAGCGAGUUUAAGUUUUUUUUUUUUUUUUUUGUAGAUCUAAAUUGACUUCUGACAUACCAAUUUUUAUGGGCAAGAAAUUUUUCAACACUUAGAACAUAGAGGACAAAAUUGCUAAAUGCUGAUUGGUUGAGACAGAGGGCACUUUUCCGACAAUAUUUCAUUGCGUAAACAACGCAUAAUCGACAAUUUUUGCCUUGUUUUUGUAUAAUCUAGAGACAGAAUAAUUUAUAACGUAAGCGCUUGGCUUGGUUUUGAACCGCAGUGGACUGACAUGGCAAGUUGCUGCACUGUAUGGUAAAUUUGAAACGGCCUGCAUGCUUCGAAUUCUUUUGGUCGCCGAGUUUGGCCCCGAUCAUAUUAAGAAAGUCAAGCUCAUCAUUUCAAGAUCGAUUUUCUCGGAAAUUCCGGAAGGGAUGAAGCUCAAAUGUAGCGGGGAGAAUAAGCAACAUUUCAGCGAUCAACGACCUUCGCUAGUUAGGAGAGAUUUUUUUUUUAGCGUUCAUUCUAAUUUGGAGUGGAGGAGGUCGUAUAGCUGGCAGCCACCAAGUUGCAAGCCUUUCUUCUCUUAGCGGCCUCCGGCCGAAACAAAUUUCGUAAAAAUACGCUUCAAACGGCCUGUGAAGGCUGAAAAAUAUCACAAAUGCGUCCAUUAAAAUUUCAUUGAACUUUGUUGAGUUAUUCAGACCGAAAUGUAAUUUAGAUAUGCAAUUUUCAGAGCUUUAUUCAUAACCCUCAUAUAUUUUGUUCGUCUCACGUCAACUCGUAUUAACCACAAACAGAUAGUGUGGUCUGCCUGUGCGGCAACGGCAACGGCAACGGUAAAAACGACGCGAGAAAACAAAAGAUUUAAUGGGUAGAACAAUAGCUCAGAAUGUGCACUUUAAAACUUUGUGCAUUUUUUAGCCGUCCUGUAAAAAAAACAACAACGUAGAAUCGCGAAAAUUUGCGUUGUCUGAGAACAGAAACUUCCUCGACAACUUAUUCAGUGUUCCAUAUUGUACUCAACACUGCUCACUUACGUUAUAUCGAAGUUGCGAUGUGCC
Messenger RNA from Pocillopora meandrina, 9070 nucleotides. NCBI's taxonomy places the organism in Eukaryota, Metazoa, Cnidaria, Anthozoa, Scleractinia, Pocilloporidae. The record is from the annotation of a GenBank genome assembly.